AUGGGUGUAGAAAGAAUGAAGAUCAUUGGCGAUUCAAAUCUCGUACUAAGUCAAUUGCAAGGAAACUUUGCUGUGAAGGAGGCAACCUUGGCACCAUAUUGUACAACUGCUGAAAGGCUCAUUAAUUCUUUCAAGCAGAUUGUGAUGGAACACAUUACGGGGGUCACCAAUAGAUACGCCAACACUUUGUCCACGUUAGGAUCAAAGCUCUCGUUUGUCCAAGAGCAGCCUAAUAUUAUUGUGAUAAAGAGAAACACACCGAUAGUCAAAACAAUGACUCAAGAAGAAUUGCUGGAAGGGGAUGAUUGGAGAAAGCCAGUAAAGGAGAAAUUAAAUGAACGAUGA
Molecule: messenger RNA, 345 nt
Organism: Prunus armeniaca (apricot)
Lineage: Eukaryota; Viridiplantae; Streptophyta; Magnoliopsida; Rosales; Rosaceae
Source: the annotation of a GenBank genome assembly